Symbiodinium sp. CCMP2592 is the source of this 1872-nucleotide messenger RNA. The record is from the annotation of a GenBank genome assembly. NCBI's taxonomy places the organism in Eukaryota, Dinophyceae, Suessiales, Symbiodiniaceae.
AUGGCUGAGCUGGCAGAUGCCUGGGAGGCGCACACGCGCAUCCCCCCGGAGAGGUGGUGCAUCACGAAGCUCGAGUUCAUCGAAUUUGUGGUGGACGUCCGCUCCGCUUGGGCCAAUGGGAGGGUCCCGGACAACGAGGCGAUGCCGAAUCCACGGCACCACGACGCCAAGCACGGGCCCAACCUCUACCAGGUCAACGAGCACUUCGUGAAGCCGUUGACAUUGGCUGCCGGGGGCAUGUCUUACGCACUGAUGAAGCAUCCGGAAGGUUUGGACUGCGAGGUUUUCGUCUCGCACUCGUGGUGCGAAGGCCUGUUCCAGCUGAGCAACAGCAUUCGGCGUGCCUGGCCGCAGCUGGAGGUGCGCAGGAACUUGUACUGCUGCCUGUUGGCGAACCCACAGAACUUGGACAUCUCGUCGCUGCUGGAUGUGGCGCCGGAGCACAGUCCUUUCGCGAAGGCUUUGCAGCAGGCUUCCCAUUUGCUGGUUGUGCCGAAUUCCACGGUGGGAGUCUACUCGCGGCUGUGGUGCGUCUAUGAAGCCUACUUGGGAUCGGUCUUCAAAAAGACGUACCUCCUGCCGGUGAAGCCGCGAAAUUCGGCGAGGAAGCGCGUGAUGAUCAGGACGGUGCUACUUCCCAUCAUUCUAGGGUUGCUUUUGGGACUCCUUUGGGAAGUCGUGCGGAAGCAGUUUACCAGGGAGAUAGAGACCAAGGUUCUUCUCUGGAGCUGCUUCAUUGAGUGGGCAUCCCUGGGCAUCCUACUUAUGGCAGCCGCCAAUGUAGUUUCGGGCCCAGAUGGCGAGUUCACCACGUGCAUGGCCGUGAUUUACUACCUCUUCAUCUUCUUCGUUGUUCUCGGCCCAUGGGCUACUGGACGUCUAGACUUUCCAGGCUGGUCCCUUGUGAUGCCUUGGUUUCACGCGACUUUGGGCUACGAGUACUGGUAUGUCUUCCUUUUGCACUUCGGCGUGCCGGGCAACAUGGCCGUGAUAUCGACCGCCUGCGUGGCAUUGUUCGGGCAGGUAUACCUCGAGGGUGAGGAACUACUGCUUCAAAGGGAAAUGUUGCACUUCGACUCGGUGCGAAAUGCCCGGUGCUCCAACCCCAGGGACGAAGAGCGGAUCCGCUGGGCAAUCGAGGGCAAAGAAUCGGAGGUGGACGCCGUCAUCCGGAUCUUGAGCAUAGCAGGCGCGUACAAUGAGAACCUUCGACGUGAGUGGGACGAGGGGAUCGAGAUCAGCGGAUCAGGAUUUACGGAUCUCACCUGUAACACCAUCUGGGCCAUGUUCAUUUGGGGUGCCUCGGCGGCUGCGGCGGUCGCCGAUGCCAUUUUGUGGCCAGACCUGGCACCGUGGAUGUCCUGUGCUUCUGCGGUGGUGUGCUUGGCGACGAUGAUUGCUAUUCCCUUCACGAUCAGGUUUCUUUGCACUCGAGGACCGGACCGAGCUGUGUUUGCUCUCCGCAUUUGGAUUCAGUGCGCUGUCGUUUCGAUGAUCGUGCCAACAGUGGUGGCGUUUGCCCAAGGUUUCCAUGAAGCCACGUGUUUGUCACUGACAGCGCUCUUUUCCGACGACUUCGACAAGGCAGUGCAGGUUCACCCCUCGAAGCUGACGGCCACCUCCGUGAGCGUCUCGCGAUUCUUCUUCGCUGCUGCGGGCGCUCUUUGUGCUUUUCACGGCCCUGCGAGCUGGAAUCGGUACUGGCUGGCAGGCAUUCGAAAACGUCGGUCGAAGACUCUGCGCACAGAAGAGCUGCAAGGCGAGGGCACUAGCCAGGAAUCAUCCGAGGUUUCAGAGAGCAGUGGAGACAGCUCGCCGGAGCGACCUUCGGUGAUGGCGCAAUUUUCACGCCUUUGCAGCUUCAAGGUCUGA